Molecule: messenger RNA, 619 nt
Organism: Priapulus caudatus
Lineage: Eukaryota; Metazoa; Priapulida; Priapulimorpha; Priapulimorphida; Priapulidae
Product: U1 small nuclear ribonucleoprotein C-like
Exons: 2
Source: RefSeq, a predicted model, not a curated record
AUGAAGAACCCGCCGGACUUCGCCGCUCUGCAGACCACAGGGGGCGCUGAUGGCAACAAGCCCGUCUACCCGACCUCAUUCCCGCCGCCGAACAUGAGCAUGCCGCCACCAGGGGGCGCCAUGCCCGGCCUGCGCCUGCCCGGCUUCCCGCCGCUGCCCUCUGGCGGCGCGAACCAGAAGCCGCGCGGCUCGUUCGUCGCGCCGCCGACGCCGGCGCCCUCUGAGAUCGCCAAGUCGAUGUUCGCGGGCCAGGGCGGCGGCGGCGGCGUCGCCAGAUUUCAGCAGCGAUUCGGGUCGCCCCCCGGCGGCGGAGGGUUUGCGCGUCCGCCUCCGACGAGCGCGGCGCCGUUCCCGCCGUUCCCCGCCGGCGCGCCAACGUCGUCCGCGCCGCGCCCGGGAGCGCCACCUGCCGGCGGGAUGAGCGCGGCGACGAGCAUCCCUCAGCUGAUCCCGUCGCUGCUCGCGGGCCACUCCGGCCUCCUGGGGAGCGCGCCGCCCGCGUCGGCGCCACCUGGCGGCGGCGGCGGAGGUUCGCAAGGGGGCGCCGACGUGCCGCGGAGCAUCAACGAGUUUCUGUCGAACUGGGCGAAGAAGAACAUCAAGCCGGACAUUCCCGGUG